AAGUGGUGUCUCUCCCUAGAGAAAGCGGUCAGCGAUAAGCUGAGGCUUGCCUUAUCAGCCGGUUUGUCGCUCUUAUUUUAUCGCGUGGUAAUCCGGCAGUUGAACUCGGAAUGCUGAGCUGUAGACAACUUAUUUCCCGGCUGGUAUUCCUCCGGAAAGCGAGCACCUUAGCUCGUAUGACAGCCUCUGGAUGCGUGGAAGUCCAGGAGGGGGCGAACCAUCCAUUGAAGUACCCACAAGUUUGGUUAAGAGAGAACUGUCAAUGUAGCGAAUGCUUCCACGCCGCCACAAGAGCCAAAAAAAGUCACUGGGAGCGUGGACCCAUCAAUAUGGAGGUGUCCCAAGUGACUUACAACCGGGACCAAAAGCAGUUGGACAUUAUCUGGCAGGAUAAACACAGGAGCUCCUUUGACAUUGCCUGGUUAAGGGAGAGGGACUUCGGAGAGACUGCCAGAAAACGAUACUUAGAGGAGGUUUACAGACCUAGUCCACAACUUUGGGGAAAGUCAGAGUUUGAUUCUGUAAGAAAAGAGUUUCAAUACCAGGAUGUGCUUCAGCAGGAUUCAGUACUCAAGGAUUGGCUGCAGACACUUGCAGUCCAGGGAUUCGCUAUUCUGAAAGGAGCUCCCGACGACAUUAAUGUUGCCAAGCACUUGGCGAAAAGGAUUGGCUUUAUUAAACGCACCACCUACGGCGACGUUUUCGAGGUGAAAUCCAAACCAAAUGCGGAAAACUACGCCUAUUUGAUGACUCCCCUGCCACUCCACACGGACUUGCCUUACUACGAAUACAUGGCCGGGAUCAAUAUCCUGCACACCCUUGUCCAGUCGGAAUCUAAAGGAGGUGCCAAUACUCUCACGGAUGGGUUUUAUGUGGCCUCUAAGCUGCAAAAACAACACCCAGAAGACUUUGAGGUUCUCAAAUCUGUGCCCGUAAAUUGGUUCGAUAUUGGGCACUACGGCGAUAGCUCUAAGCCCUUCCAUAGCCUCUGGAGAGCCCCGGUGAUUUGUUUGGAUGUGGAUGGCAAGUUCGCACGGAUCAACCACAACCACCCCAAGCGAGACAGCCGCUUUUCAGUUUCCUUGGAGCAGGCUGUGGCCUGGUACAAGGCUUACUAUAAAUUUGUGGAAAUGGCCCAAGCCGAGGCGGUAGAAUUCAAGACUAAUGCCGGCGAAGUUUUCGUGUUCAAUAACCUUCGAAUGUUGCAUGGAAGAACGGCCUACGAGGACGCACCAGGAAACAAACGCCAUUUAGUAGGUGCCUACGUCGACUGGGACAUUAUCUACUCCAAACUGAGAACUCUGAAGUUCCCUAAUGCUAAAGAUUAGGCGAUGAUUUAAAUUUGGUAGUGGCAGAGGACCAACUAUGCUUAUGGUAAUAUAUGGGUCAUAUAUAGUAUGUCUUCAAAUUUGUGGGACACUAAAUAUUAUUAAAUAUUACAUAAUAAUUUUGGGUGAAAAUAAAGAUAUAUACCAUUAAAUAGCAA
This is a messenger RNA of Drosophila ficusphila, 1486 nucleotides long. Its product is annotated as gamma-butyrobetaine dioxygenase. The record is from RefSeq and is a predicted model, not a curated record. Gene Ontology annotation, biological process: carnitine biosynthetic process. Gene Ontology annotation, cellular component: mitochondrion. Gene Ontology annotation, molecular function: oxidoreductase activity. The coding region runs from base 111 to 1328 and encodes 405 amino acids. NCBI's taxonomy places the organism in Eukaryota, Metazoa, Arthropoda, Insecta, Diptera, Drosophilidae. The transcript has 2 exons.